GUGAGAUGCUUCCUCUGUCUAUUAGAGAUAUUAAAAUAACCCGGCGUAGCCAAAAAUCCUUUCGAGCCAUGUCCUGAGGAAUCCCCAGUUGACCGCAUUUUGAAAAUCUUAAGUCUUACUACCAAAUUAGAUAUGGCUUCAUCAGGGAAGAGGAUUGUCUUUAUUACAGGGGGGAACCAGGGCGUUGGCUAUGAGACAGCAAAGAAUCUACUUCUUUCCUCUGAGGAAUACCAUGUGAUUUUGGGAAGUCGGGAUUUCUCUAAAGGCGAAGCAGCGGCUAGAGAAAUCCAAGCCGUACACGGUGUUAAGGGUACUGUCUCUGCGGUUCAGAUCGACGUCACGGAUGAUAAGACAGUCGACGCCGCAGCUGCGCGUGUGGUCUCCGAGUACGGCAGACUAGACGUUCUUGUUAAUAACGCGGGGAUUAUAUCCACCGCUAAUCCACCGACUCGCAAGGCUUUUCGGCAUGUUUUGGAGACCAAUGUUGUUGGUUCGUUAAGCGUCACCGAGGCGUUUUUGGACCUGUUGCGCAAGGCAGUCUACAAACCGCCUCGCCUUGUUUUCGUCACCUCAAGCAUGGGCUCGAUUACGCAUGCGGCAGAUCCUAGUUCUCCGUAUUACAACCCAUUAGGAACGGAGUACCGUACUAGCAAGGCCGCCGUUAACAUGUUGAUGGCUAUGUAUUGUGCUCGUUUGAAGCCAGAGGGCUUUUUGGUAUUUGGGGCAGAUCCUGGACUUUGUGCCACCAAUUUCACCGGGGAUCCCGUCUCGUUGCGGAAGAGGAAUGCCGCCGAACCAUGGGAGGGAGGCGAGCGUGUGGCGUCAGUUAUCAAAGGGGAAAGAGACGCUGACGUUGGAAAGGUGUUGGGAGUAUAUGGGGUGUCUCCGUUCUAGGGCGCGGCCCACACCUGGCAACGAGGCUUCAGUUCUCGUAUGACUUCUCGUAUAACAUGGAAGCAUGGCUUAGAUAGGUAUAGCUAGUUCG
Molecule: messenger RNA, 985 nt
Organism: Daldinia decipiens
Lineage: Eukaryota; Fungi; Ascomycota; Sordariomycetes; Xylariales; Hypoxylaceae
Product: NAD(P)-binding protein
Exons: 2
Coding region: 133-894 (253 amino acids)
Source: RefSeq, a predicted model, not a curated record